Camellia sinensis is the source of this 1086-nucleotide messenger RNA. The record is from RefSeq and is a predicted model, not a curated record. Lineage: Eukaryota; Viridiplantae; Streptophyta; Magnoliopsida; Ericales; Theaceae.
AUGGCCACAUUCCCCUUCAUUACUGGACGAAUUGACAGGAAAACUACAACUGCCACGUCUGUCUCUUUGACUAUUGCCUUUUUGUCACUUGCUCUAUUUGUUGUUGAUGCUAUUGAUGACUCCAUGUUCUUCCAAACAAGACAAAAGGUGAGGCAGCCUCAAUUUUAUAAUAGCAAACACAGGAAGCUGAACAAGAUCAAGACAUGGGAAGCAACGUCUCCGCCAACUGCAAAGGCAAUCCACAAUGGUCUAUCAAGAUUGGAAGACUUGUACAAGUGCAUGGAAGAUCUUCUAAACUUGCCACUUACCCAACAAGCACUCUCUCACGAUCAACAUGAAAAAUGGGUUGGUGACUUGCAAGAAGGAUUUAUAACACUUUUGGAUACUUGUGGCACUGCGAGGGAUGUCACAACACAAAUGAAGGAACAAGUUAGAGAUCUUCAAUCUGCUCUCAGAAGGAGAAAAGGAGAUUCAAGCAUUGAAAUCAGCAUUGCUAAAUACACUUGCUUUAGGAAGAACACCAAGAAGGAUGCCAAGACGUUGAUUGCAAUGAUGAAGCAAAUUGACAACAAAAUUGAGGCCACACCACAACUAGAGCUAGAUCAACACGUCUCAUCAGUGAUUAAAGUGCUAAGAGAAGUUGCUGCAGUGACCAUCUCUAUUCUCCAUUCACUUCUCUUGUUCUUGUCUGUGCCUGUUUUGAAAUCAAUGCCAACAAGGCGGUCACUGGUUUCAAAAUUUCUGCACAAAUGGACAGUGGCAUGCGAAAUUUAUCAACAGGAGAAUGUGAAUGAGUUGGAGAGAGUCGAUGUUACAUUGCACAGCCUACGCAGAAGUGAUUCAAGUGAAGGGGAUAAGAUGCAAAUUGCGCAGAACAGCCUCAAGUCUUUGGAGGCUAGCAUUGAAGAGGUUGAGAAUGUUUUGGAGUGCUUGUUUAGGCGAUUCAUUAAAGCAAGGGUCACUCUUCUAAACAUAGUCUCCCACUAAUCUGAGCUCAAUAGAUGUCCCCCAUAUCCUGCAUAUCCGAGUUUUAGAGGAUAUGUGUGUGGAUUUCAGUUUUGUAUUCGAUAGCUAUCUAGCCAUGUA